Messenger RNA from Panicum virgatum (switchgrass), 2368 nucleotides. Its product is annotated as putative magnesium transporter MRS2-D. The coding region runs from base 1 to 1119 and encodes 372 amino acids. Gene Ontology annotation, biological process: magnesium ion transport. Gene Ontology annotation, molecular function: magnesium ion transmembrane transporter activity. Lineage: Eukaryota; Viridiplantae; Streptophyta; Magnoliopsida; Poales; Poaceae. The record is from RefSeq and is a predicted model, not a curated record. The transcript has 11 exons.
AUGCCCACCGCGCCAGCUGCCGGCCAUGGCCGCAUUGACCACGCCACCGCGGCGGGGGCGGAGUGGGCGGUGGUUUCCUCCGCGGGCGCGUGGCGGGUGGAGGCGAUCGGGAAGCACCAGCUGAUGCGGCGGACGGGGCUGCCGGCGCGGGACCUCCGCGCGCUCGACCCGGCGCUGUCCUACCCGUCCAGCCUCAUGGGCCGGGACCGCGCCGUCGUCGUCAACCUGGAGCGCGUCCGCGCCGUCAUCACCGCGUCCGAGGUGCUCGUCCCCGCGCCCCGGGCCCCCGCCGCCGGGCCGCUCGUCGGCGACCUCCACGCGCGCCUUUCCACCGCCUCGCCGCGGGGCGGCAAGGCUCUGCCGUUCGAGUUCAGGGCGCUCGAGGUGUGCCUCGAGUUCGCGUGCAAGUCCCUCGAACAUGAGACUUCCAUGCUGGAGAAAGAGGCAUACCCAGCGUUGGAUGCGCUCACCUCCAAAGUCAGCACUCUGAAUCUCGAGCGCGUGAGGCAGAUAAAGAGCCGACUAGUUGCGAUUUCUGGUGGAGUUCAACAGGUCAGGGAUGAACUGGAGCACCUGCUAGAUGACGACACGGACAUGGCAGCCAUGCACCUGUCGGAGAAGCUCGCGUACCAAGCAGCCGGCCAGUCGUCCAGAUUCGACAUCGGCAAAGAACCGGCCGAAUCCGACCAAGAGUGGGAAGACAGCGAGGCCGAACAAGAAGACGUCGACGGCGAAGACCAAGGAUCCGGAGCCUUCACGCCCAAAAUCGACGAGCUGGAGAACCUGCUGGAGGCCUACUUCGUGCAGAUCGACGGCACCCUGAACAAGCUCUCCACACUGCGGGAGUACGUGGAGGACACGGAGGACUACAUCAACAUCAUGCUGGACGACAAGCAGAACCAGCUGCUGCAGAUGGGGGUGGUGCUGUCCACGGCCACGCUCAUGGUCAGCGCCGCCAUCGUCGUCACCGCCGUGUUCGGCAUCAACAUCCACAUCGCGCUCUACAGAAUCCCCAGCACCACCGUCUUCUGGGAGGCCACCGGCGGCAUGCUCGGAGGCGCCGCCGCGCUGUUCGCCGUCGCCAUGGUCUACUACCGGAAUAACGGCAUACUGCGGUGACCGACCUCUUUCUGUGCUACGUGUUGAUAGGUGGGCUCGACCAUUCUGUGCGAACUGUAAAUGUUUUCUGAACGUGCCAAACUUGGUCAAUACCAAGUUCCAAAUCUUAAAGUUUUGAAUUUUCAUCGAGGAUUUUCUGUGCUCAAUUUUGCAAAUCUUAUGAUCCGUGUCAACUGGCCACUGCCAUGUGGGGUCACGUCUCGCACGGGCGCAGAUCCUGGUCGGCACGCUUGGCAGCCAGCCAGUGGUGGAAACCAGCGAACUCUCUAUCCAUUCUUGACUCUUCCCCGCCUUCCUCUGCUCGCUCGUCCGCUCCUCUCUCCCCCGUCACCGUCCAUGGCGGCGUCCUCCUCCGCCUCCGCCUCGCCGCUCCUCCUCCCCUCAGGGUCGAGGCGUGCGUCGGCGUCGAGGGCGCGGCUCCGCGGCGGCGGCGCGUCCAGGAGCAGGGCGCUGGGCUCAGAGGCGCCGUGCUGCUGCAAGGCCCUCGCCGCCGCCGGAAACGCGGCGCAAUGCGGGGCGGCUGACAGUUUCGUGAUCAGCAGCGGGAGUAGCACCAGGAGGGGGCUCCUAGGGGUGGCCCUGGGAGCGUCUGCCCUGGGGCUCGCCGCGCUCGAUGCCGUCGCCGCCGGGCUGCCGCCGGAGGAGAAGCCCAAGCUCUGCGACGCCGCCUGCGAAAGCGAGCUCGAAAAUGUGCCUAUGGUAACCACAGAAUCCGGCCUGCAGUACAAGGACAUCAAAGUGGGCGAAGGGCCAAGCCCACCCGUUGGUUUCCAGGUUGCUGCAAACUAUGUUGCCAUGGUACCGAAUGGGCAGAUAUUCGACAGUUCACUAGAGAAAGGUCAGCCCUACAUAUUCCGGGUCGGAUCAGGACAGGUGAUACAGGGGCUUGAUGAAGGAAUUUUGUCAAUGAAGGUUGGAGGACUACGUCGGUUGUACAUACCUGGACCAUUAGCGUUUCCAAAGGGUCUUACUUCAGCUCCAGGAAGGCCAAGGGUACCUCCCAGCAGCCCCGUCGUAUUCGACGUCAACUUACUAUACAUACCGGGUCUUGACGAUGAGUGAAAACAUCCUGCUGAGACAGUCAGCCUUUUUUGUGUAGUACACUGCAAGAGCAACUUCCUGUACAUUCUUUUUGUUUUUUCCGGCUGCAAUUCCUGUGCAAGUAUUUGUGUCUGGGUACACAACAACAUAGUUGAAUGUACGUAAACUCACUAAAGGUACAAUAAUAUGUCAUACUAUGUGACAACAA